This is a messenger RNA of Triticum urartu, 2278 nucleotides long. It is a transcript of the gene LACS2, whose product is annotated as long-chain acyl-CoA synthetase 2. Gene Ontology annotation, biological process: wax biosynthetic process; fatty acid metabolic process; cutin biosynthetic process. Gene Ontology annotation, molecular function: long-chain fatty acid-CoA ligase activity. NCBI's taxonomy places the organism in Eukaryota, Viridiplantae, Streptophyta, Magnoliopsida, Poales, Poaceae. Gene Ontology annotation, cellular component: membrane; endoplasmic reticulum. The record is from RefSeq and is a predicted model, not a curated record.
GAAGCGGCCGGGCCCGUCUACCGGAGCAUCUACGCCAAGGACGGCCUCAUGCGGCUUCCGCAGGAAAUCCAUUCCCCAUGGGACUUCUUCAGUGGGGCAGUCAAGAAGUAUCCCAAGAACAGAAUGCUCGGCCGGCGCCAGGUUUCUGAGGGCAAGGCUGGUGACUAUGUGUGGCAAACGUAUGAGCAAGUGUACCAGAAGGUUAUCCAGAUUGGAGCAGCUAUCAGAGGCUUCGGCGUUAAGCCGGGGGCUCACUGUGCCAUAUAUGGGUCCAACUGCCCAGAAUGGGUCAUGGCCAUGCAGGCUUGCAACAGCCAAGGAAUUUGUUAUGUACCACUGUAUGACACCCUCGGACAAAAUGCAGUUGAAUUUAUCUUGGACCAUGCUGAGAUCUCCAUAGCCUUUAUGCAGGAGAGCAAGAUAAAAUCAAUUGUCGCCGUACUCCCAAAGUGUACAGCCCACAUCAAAGCCAUUGUUAGUUUUGGAGAUGUGACGAUUGAGCUGAAAAGGGAGGUUGAACAAUUAGGAGUUUCUUGCUUUUCCUGGGAAGAAUUUUCUACAAUGGGAGAAGACAUUCAAGAACUUCCUAAGAAACAAAAGGACGACAUUUGUACAAUCAUGUACACCAGUGGAACAACAGGAGAGCCAAAGGGUGUGAUAAUCACGAACAGGGCUAUCGUAGCUGGGGUUACGACCACAGAGCACCUCCUCCAAUUGACAGAUAAAGUGGUGGACGAAUAUGAUUCAUACUUUUCCUAUCUUCCAUUAGCUCACAUUUUCGAUCAAGUAAUCGGGAAUUACUGCAUCUCCAAAGGGGCUUCCAUUGGAUUCUGGCAAGGGGACAUUAGGUACCUGAUGGAGGAUGUGCAAGUGAUGAAACCAACAAUAUUCUGUGGUGUUCCUCGCGUUUAUGAUCGUAUAUACACAGGUAUCAACCAAAAAAUUCAGUCUGGAGGGCUAAUAGCCAAGCACCUUUUUCAGUAUGCUUACAACUACAAACUUGGCAACUUAAUGAACGGAUUCAAACAGCAUGAAGCAUCGCCAUUUUUUGACAAAAUAGUCUUCAGCAAAAUAAAGGAAGGGCUUGGAGGCCGCAUACGUCUCAUGCUAUCAGGCGCGGCACCUUUGCCAAGACACAUUGAAGAGUUCAUGCGAGUUACCAGCUGCAGUGUCCUCGCACAAGGAUAUGGGCUCACUGAGAGCUGCUCGGGAUGCUUUACGUCGAUCGCCAACGUUAUUUCGAUGAUUGGGACGGUUGGCCCUCCCGUGACGGCAGUCGAGGCACGGUUGGAGUCCGUUCCUGAAAUGGGCUACGACGCGCUCUCCAGUGCGCCGCGAGGCGAAAUCUGCUUGAGGGGACACACCUUGUUCUCUGGGUACUACAAGCGUCCUGACCUCACAGAGGAAGUGUUCUCAGAUGGAUGGUUCCACACAGGUGAUAUCGGGGAGUGGCAACCGGAUGGCACGAUGAAGAUCAUCGACAGAAAGAAGAACAUCUUCAAGCUGUCCCAGGGGGAGUAUGUAGCAGUGGAGGUCCUGGAAAGCGCAUACGCGCAGUCUCAACUCGCUGCGUCGGUUUGGGUCUACGGGAACAGCUUCGAGUCCUUCCUCGUUGCUGUGGUCGUCCCUGAGAAGCAAGCCAUUGAGGACUGGGCUGCACUUAACGGCAAGUCUGGUGACUACGCUGAGUUGUGCAAUGAUCCGAAGGCAAGGAGGUACAUCCAGGAUGAGCUGAAUCAAACCGGCAAGAAACUCGGGUUGAGAGGAUUUGAGAUGCUGAGGGCCGUUCACCUGGAGCCAGUGCCAUUCAGCAUCGACAAGGACCUGAUCACCCCAACUUUUAAGCUCAAGAGGCCCCAGCUGCUCAAACAUUACAGGGAUCGUGUUGAUCAGCUGUACAAGGAUGCCAAGAUGGGAACUGCACAAUGAAAAAUGGUGGUUAAACAUCAGCAAGUGGAUAUGAGCUUUCUGAAUGUUUCCUCAAGAGUCAAAACUAGUAUGAUACUAUGAUGUAGCAACGGUAAGGAAGUUGGCUACGGCUCGAGGCGGUGACACUUUGUACCACUACUACUGCAUUCAAGACCCGGAUCCAGCAUAGAUCUGCAUUCAAAAGAUACAUGUCAAAAUAAAAAUGUAUUUGCACAUAAUGUGCUACUUUUUUUUUUCUCGAGCGAACAUAAUGUGCUAGUUAGAGCCGGUAAAGUUAUCUUAGCUUGUAAUCCUUACUACAAACAAGAUUAAUGGAUAACUUUGAUAUAUAUAAACCACUACAAAGUUA